AUGCUUCCUCCCAUUGCUAGCACAGUGCGACGAAGCUCGUUACAGCUGAAGGAGGAUACAGAAACUGAGGAGGGUGCCGCUGCUUCCCAAGGCAGUCACGUCUAUAGUGAACGUGACGCGCGCACCAUGCACGCGACCAGUGAGUCCGCAACACCACAAGGGCUGCAUAGACAGCCACUGCCGCCAAGCAGCAGCCAUGCUUUGCCAGUGACUUCUCUAGGGAUGCCACGGCUUAAUUUGUUUUGGCUCAAAAAGGAGCCACCUCGGACGACCCAUAUACGUCAUGAAAAGGAACUUUCAGGAGACAGCAGUGAAGAUUCUGGUUUUAGUCAAGUAGGCAGUGCCUCUCACGGCACUUUAAUGGACGACCGCUACCGUGAGGUGAUCAGCGAUUUGUCACAGACCCAUACACAGGGAAUUGAGGAUACCAAUAUUGCCUCCGGCAACCUAGAAAGCUCCCCAUCUGCACCCUCGAGUUCACCGAGCUCCUCUCAACGGUCCAGCGAAUAUAGCACGCCAAAGACGGAAGGAAGGCAGACACAAGACGGGCAGCACUUAUCCAGACCCAGCAGUGAUAAUCCAUCGCACAGAGACGCUGAACUCUCUCCGCUGUCAAGAGCAUUACAGUCUCUUGACGCCAGCCACCAACAGCAAAUCUCCUCAACGCCAGAGGAGGUUGGCAGCAAGGCGAAGACAGCAGGCCCGCCUCCUGCACGGCCGCCGCCCAAGGCUGCUGCAGCAGAACCCUCGAACGCCGCUCCACCUCCACCGCCAAAGGGAGCAACAGCAACGCCUGCAGACGCAGGAGCAGCACCUUUGACGAAGGAGGAGGCCGAACGUGCUGAGCGUGGAGGUGACAAAGGAGGCAAGGGGGAGGCUGCAAAGGUUGCAGGGAAGGAGAAGACAGCAGGCCCGCCUCCUGCACGGCCGCCGCCCAAGUCUGGGGCAGCAGAACCCUCGAAAGCCGCUCCACCGCCACCGAAAAAGGCAGCAACAGCAACGCCUGCAGACCCAGGAGCUGCAGGGGCGGAGGAGGUUGUGUAUGGCCCUUUGACGAAGGAGGAGGCCGAACGUGCUGAGCGUGGAGGCGACAAAGCAGGCAAGGGGGAGGCUGCAGAGCUUGCAGGGAAGGCGAAGACAGCAGGCCCGCCUCCUGCACGGCCGCCGCCCAAGAGCAGCACCAGCAGCAGCAGCAGCAGUAGCGGAGGAGAUGUUUUAUGGCCCUUUGACGAAGGAGGAGGCCGAACGUGCUGA
Molecule: messenger RNA, 1254 nt
Organism: Eimeria mitis
Lineage: Eukaryota; Apicomplexa; Conoidasida; Eucoccidiorida; Eimeriidae
Exons: 3
Coding region: 1-1254 (417 amino acids)
Source: RefSeq, a predicted model, not a curated record